This is a messenger RNA of Aspergillus welwitschiae, 561 nucleotides long. RefSeq lists its product as uncharacterized. The coding region runs from base 45 to 431 and encodes 128 amino acids. Lineage: Eukaryota; Fungi; Ascomycota; Eurotiomycetes; Eurotiales; Aspergillaceae. The transcript has a single exon. The record is from RefSeq and is a predicted model, not a curated record.
GUUUGCUCAGCCCAUGCGGCGGUGAUUAAUACGCAACGCCUCGAAUGGGACGGGAAAGUUGGAAAGUUUCCGGUUUUCUGACCAGCGUCCACCCGGCAGAGCCGCCCGUAACCUUGGUCAUCGAUGGUACGGGCCACUUCUCCAGCCACUCUGCCUUCCUCGUGUUCGUCCUCCGGCUCGUCUCUCCUUCUCUCUCCCUCUCUCUCUCUGUCUCUCUUCCUCUCUGUGUGUAUGUUGAAUGUUAUCAGACUUACCUUGGUUUCACGGUGAAUAUCUCCUCGUUAGUUUUUUUUUUUUCUGCUGUGAUUGUAUCAUUACGUCUUCUUUGGACUUGUCUUUUGAUAGAACACUUUUUUUUCCUUCCACCUGGAAGUCUGUUUCGCUUUGACCGCCUGACCCAAUCAGGAACGAUCCCCGCGGCUGCUCCCUAGGCGACCCGAAACCAACAUUACAACCUUUCACAGUACUUUCCUUAGUAUUACUGCUAACUAACUAACUAGUUAUUCACCUCCUGCUUACUACGAACCAAGUUAACUACACUACCUACAAUAUUAUUCUCUG